This is a messenger RNA of Branchiostoma belcheri (Belcher's lancelet), 1611 nucleotides long. RefSeq lists its product as uncharacterized. The transcript has 4 exons. NCBI's taxonomy places the organism in Eukaryota, Metazoa, Chordata, Leptocardii, Amphioxiformes, Branchiostomatidae. The record is from RefSeq and is a predicted model, not a curated record. Bases 107 to 1309 code for a protein of 400 amino acids.
AGCAGUUGGCUGUAAUAUGACCCCCGCUAAACAUGCAGGACUCUAGGCUAACGCUGCUGUCCAGCGUCAGUGUAUCCCGUCACAAAGGCUGAUUGAACUCGGCAAGAUGGCGGUGGAAGUGGUGCAGGACAAAGGUAGGAAGGGGGGAAGACGACAUCGACGGCAUGAAGAAGCAACUUUGGAGGACCAAGUCGACUCGUACUUCCGUUCCAUCAACCCGAUGGCCAGGAGAAUCAUCGAUGAGAUCCAUAAAGUCAAACACAGACACCGCAAGGAAUGGAACAACCUCAGCGCCAGGGAACAAGACGAUGUCAUCAACGACUGGUUCGUGCCACCUGAAGUAAAAGCUGUCUACAAGGACCAUCCAAAAUAUCCCGACCACGAUUUACCGCCAUACUACCCCAGGCUCAUAUUACCUGCAGGGGAAAAGAUCGUGCACGAUCCUGACGACGGGUCUAACAGCAAAUCCUCGGGUGUCACAUGGCUGGAUGAACACUCUGGACCCUUUCACUGGGAAACAAAGAGCCAACAAGAACUACAUCUUCCCCAUGCCAUUGACAGUCAGGAAGCAGGUACCACACCAGCUAAAGACAAAAAAGGCCGGCCUUUGAAAGUCGGACAGAAAGACUCACCACGUCGGGCCAGGCCAGACAAACGUCAGGACUCCAGAGAUGACAAAGAGAACAGCAGCGGCCUUUUUGGUGGGAUGUGGGAGGGGACGCCUCACAUGUUACGAGUGACAGCAGAGGCACACAGCCCUGCUGUACCCAAACGGGACCAUCUGGAUCUGGACUUUGAGCAGGAAAAGUUGACACCCAGCCAGGUGAAGGCUAAGGAAAAGGCCAAGAGGGAGGCUGAGAGACAGAGGCUGGCAGGGGCAGAGACGGCUCCAUCAAAUGGGAAAGGAAAAGUCCAAGGAGCAGAGGCAUUUCCGUCCAAUGGAAGAGGAAAGCUGCUUGGUGCAGAAGCAGCUCCACCCUUCACCAAUGGGAAAGGCAGUCGCCCAGAUACCCCCCGCUCUAAGGGUCCGAGUUCAGACUCACCCCGGUCGUUUACCGAGUCUCCGGGCAGUCUGAGUCCUGCGGAUGAGAGGAUGAACCUGCAGGAUGAGUUGUCUGCCCUGCUGGCCAGGCAGAAGGAGAAGGCAGAGGCCUCACCCCCACCCCCCACAACCAAGGAUGAGGUGGACCUGGCCCCACUAGGAGAGUUCACCCCCUUACUCACAUUCUCCACUGCUGAGACUGACAGCCAGGGUGAGGGAGAAACAUCAAUUAAGAAGACUGGCUUUGACUUUCUGGACAACUGGUAAAUGAAGGGUCAGCAUCACCACACACUCCAGCUCCAUCCAUGACUUACUGCUGGGGAGUUUUUAACAAGUCUGAGCAAUUGAAUGGUAGAACCUAAGAUAUCUCUGACAAGUCUACCCUCUACCAAAAAUACUGUAACAAGUAUGACAUAUUUGAGUUGCCGCUUUUGUACCCUUAAUUGUCAAGUUUUUUAUUGUCUAACGGUGCUUCAAAGGUUUUUAAUAAGAUACUACUGUCUCUUUGAGUGUAGCUCUAGCACUAACUUGCAAGAACAAUGGUGCCUUGACACAAUGUUGCACUUUUU